AAUGGUUUUUUGUUCGCUCGCUCGGUCGUACAAUUUUCUAAGGCAAAAGUUUUUAAGGCACUUUUUACCAGCGAAAAAAGUUUUAACUUUAUCUUUUGGACUAAUAUCGUGUCGUUUAACCUAAAUGUGGUGCAACCCGUGUAUUAUAAUUGUUGAAUACUAGAUUAAAUUCAAAAAAUUCUCGUGCCCUGGCUAGCAGAUUUUUUUCAAUGGAGGACUUCGUUCAAAAGAUGUUCUAGUACGAGAAUGUAAAAAUCCAUAAAUUUUUCUACAACAUUGCAUUAGGAGCAAAUGGUGCUGAAACAGUGAAAAUGAAUAACUUUUUGGUCCAAAUAUCUUCACUGACGAUAUUCCUAGGUCGCUCCUCGGAGGCAAUUCCCGUCCCGAAUCGUCCAUUUGGUGAGCGAAAUGUCGGGUGGCUUGGAAUUUUGACGUGCCUAGGUCUGGGUGCAGCCAUCGGGUUAUGCGUAUUCUGCAAGAAAAAGAAAGGACAGUUCAAGAAGUUUGAAAACGAUGGUAACAUAGAAGAAGUGAAGAAUACCGAAUAUCCUAUUUUAAAAUCAUUGAAUUCUCUCGAUCCCAAAAAAACUGGGGCAAUCAUACCGAGUAGCCCUACGAAUCUAUCAACGGAUAAUUUGCUUGACCAAACGGUCCAAUAUCAAAAUGAAUUGGUAUCAUCGCAUGACUUAGAUGGUAUUGAAAAUUAUCAUCUUCUUAAACAAUAUCAUAAAGAAAAUGUUCCAAAGAAAUUAACAGUUGAACAUGUCGGCAAAAGCACGCCGUCUACGUCAAAAUUGGACUUGCAUUGCGCUAGACUACAGACUGACGAUACAGAUUCGCAUUCGAAUAUGCUUCUCUCAAGCAAGGAAUCGUUAAGUUCAGUUUCCGCACAGCCAUCCGGAACGAAGACGAGCUAUUCAAACGAACAAGAAACGGCCUCGUUAAAAAAUUCAACCAUUUUUGGAGACGAAAAACCUCUUAUUGAUCGGUGUUCAACAGAUAUAGAAAUUGAGCCCGAAGAAGACGACUUUGAAGAUGAUUCCGCUCAAGUGGAUAUGUCUGUUCAACCGCCGACACGAUUGGAUGACGUUACAAUCAGCAUCAGUGAACGGGCUAGUUUCUUUGAUGAACCAACUUCUGGCACGACUAGGGAAUGUGGACCACCAGAAGACGUUACACCCAUGGAUAGCUUGGAAGAUAACUCUUCUGUGCAUGAAACUAACAGUAUCGAAGAAGCGUUGCGUGCUUUAGAUUUUGCAAUAGAUGGCGAGGACGAGAGUGACGACAGCGAAGAAGAACCGAGUGAUCAAAUUAACUCUGAGCGCUUGGAUAUAGGACAAGAUGCUGGCCACCGGCGAGCUGAACUACGUGCUAACAAAAACUCCUCAUCAGAUAGUGGCAUGGAUGAAAUAGAUAUCAGUGAAAAGGUUACCAGUCCCGAUUCCGAGAUUCAAACUAUUGUGAGAGAAGAAGCUACCAAAUUGGUAGAUGAGAUAUUAGUAUUAUGCCAAAGCAGAAUUGCAGAAAUGAAGGAAAACGAACAAUUCGAAAAUAAAGCUAUGGAUAAUUUGAUCAGUGAUGAGUUCGAUGAUUUCACAGGUGUAUUGCUAGAAUGCAGCACACCGUUUGUUGCAAAGAAAAUAUUUAGUAUUGCAGGUACUGUCGAUGAAAACAUACCGGCCAAACAGGCCUUGUUCUGUGAUGUGAAUGACAAAACGUACGAUAUGGUAUCUGAUAGCAUGAUGCUACAUGAAUUGAACAAAUCUGAUAAAGAAGAAAAACUUGCAGAUACUUUUGAAACAUUCAAAAAUGAAAAAAAUACUGUCGACGCUGAUAUUUCCAAAGUAGAUGAUUUAGAACUUGAACAGAUUUUCCCUCUAAAUAAAACAGUAUCACUCGCACCAAUGAAUACUACGCACACCCUGGCUGAUCCCUCUGAAACUUUUGUUAAAGACCAUACCGAAUGUUUACCAUCAAUAACCAUCGAAGGUGGUAUCCCAGACGAGGUAUCGGAAAAACCAACGGCUACGCCAAUGAAUACGCCAAUAGAACUGGGCUGUCCUACAACGGCAGAUUGGGAUAAGUGGCUCACAGCUAGCGCCAGUACGAGCGCAAGAAACGAUCAGGAACUAUGCGAGAAUGAUUAUUUCUCGAGCCACAAUUUUGAUGAAGGUUGGUUUUUGCAUGCACAACCCGGCACCAGUACAAUCAACGAAGGAAAUGAAACAUACGACCUGGACGAUAAUAAUGAUAAUCUCGACGAAACAUAUGAUCUUUUGAGAAAACAGUUGGUUGAAAUGUUACCACAUGCCCAGGGUGCCAAAGAUUCCGCUAAUUCUGCUACUGAAAAUGACCACAGCCCCAAUCACUAUGGUAUUCAAUACGGUGAUCUUGAUGAAGCCACGAACGCGCCUUCAACAUCGGUAGCCAAAGAUAAUGAAAUGAUUAUAAACUACAAACGAACAUUAUCACCUAUUAUGGAAGAAAGUGAGGACGAAUCGUUUUAUAACAAAACGUCUUUCUGUAAGGAAGCAUCACAUUUCGUCGAAAGUACCAGGUUGAUCAAGAAUUUCUACACUGGAUGUAUGGAAUCCCUCACGGCAAUGGGUGUCAAUAGGACAUUAAUGGCUUCCAACGAUACGUUGUUCAAUUUUGAUGAUGUGCUGGAUGAAAUAUUAUCCCCACGUGUCCCAUCUCAAUCUCAUACACCAACUAAUCGGGAUAAGGAAAGCAUGGAAUAUUUUGCUCGAUCUCCACGCCACGACCCAACGUCGAUUACCGAACCUACCAGUUUGUUAUCGGAUGUCAAGUUUCCUCCACCAAAAAGUUUGGAAUUGGUAUCAGUAAGAGUACGAGAUUCGUCACUCAGCUCUCCUGGGGAUCCGACGCGGAAAGAUUUUUCCCAAGAUUCCACAUUCACUCUAGACGAAAAAACGUGCAUUUCCCUGAGCAAACCGAACGAAGAAGAUGAACGAAUUUCUGAGAUAUCGGAACCAGUCCUAGUAUCCUCUUCAUCUUAUCUGAAUAAACCUGAAGACAAUAGUCUAAUGGAUGAUGAGAUUGCAUCAAUCGAGGAUGAUUCUUUUGAUGAAAUAUUGGAACGAGAAAAACCUUUGGAGGAUGAACAUUAUAAUCAUUUUUUAGAUUUAUGUAACGCUCCGGAAUCGGUACUCAAUAUAGAUGUACCCGAACCAGAUGAGAAUUUUGAUCCUGGCAAAGUCACUAACAGUAACGUCGAAGAAGAUGCUGUCUAUAUUCAAAAUAAAUUGAAUUUGGAAAAUACCUACGGCAGUCGAAGCCUGGAUGAACAAGGUGUCAUUGAAUCCAUUGAUAGGUUUUUGCUUAAGUCACGAAAUGUAAGUCUACCAGAAGACAAAAGUACAAAUCCCUUGGUUAAUGGCCAUUUAAAUAGUUGUAAGCUGUCCAGUAGAUCUGAUGGUACCAAUAUUUGUAUAAACUAUGAUGAAUAACAUGAUCAGCAAUGUUUGUUGAAGGCAUGGAGGAAACUUGAAAAAUAAAUAAACAUGUUAGAUAUUUA
Messenger RNA from Uranotaenia lowii, 3538 nucleotides. RefSeq lists its product as uncharacterized. NCBI's taxonomy places the organism in Eukaryota, Metazoa, Arthropoda, Insecta, Diptera, Culicidae. Bases 312 to 3470 code for a protein of 1052 amino acids. The transcript has 7 exons. The record is from RefSeq and is a predicted model, not a curated record.